AUGAACGUUUUCAGUUACUCAUUAUUCUCCGUUGGAGGUGCCGGUCUGACUGUGCUACAAAAUCUUCAAAAGAGAAAUGCUGCGUGCAGGAUGAGGGACAUUAAACCACAGUAUACCAAGUUAUUCAUUAACAAUGAGUUCGUCGAUGCAGCUAGUGGAAAAACCUUUGGUACUUAUAAUCCUGUGGAUAAUAGCUUGAUCACAAAGGUGGCAGAAGGAGACAAAGCUGACGUUGACAAGGCUGUUAAGGCUGCAACCGAAGCAUUCAGACUUGGUUCACCAUGGCGCACCAUGGAUGCAGCGCAACGUGGAAUUCUCAUGAACAAACUUGCAGAUCUCAUGGAACGGGACCAUGUUAUUCUUGCAUCGCUAGAAGCACUCGAUAACGGAAAACCAUAUGGUCUGGCGUAUGCUGCUGAUGUAGCAUUAUCGAUAGCAUGCAUCAGAUAUUAUGCCGGAUUCGCGGAUAAGAACCACGGAAAAACCAUUCCAAUUCGUGGCGACUAUUUCACCUACACAAGGCACGAGCCGGUUGGGGUCUGCGGGCAGAUUAUUCCCUGGAACUUCCCGCUUCUGAUGCAAGCAUGGAAACUUGGGCCUGCACUUUGUAUGGGUAACGUCGUUGUUAUGAAACCUGCAGAGCAAACACCUCUCUCAGCUCUUCACGUAGCAAGUCUUAUCAAAGAGGCAGGAUUUCCUCCCGGCGUAGUCAAUCUCAUUCCUGGAUACGGUCCAACCGCAGGUGCAGCCAUUUCCGGACAUAUGGGCGUUGACAAGGUUGCAUUCACUGGAUCAACGGAGAUUGGAAAACUUGUAAUGCAAGCAGCGGCACAAAGUAAUGUGAAGAAAGUAACGUUAGAGCUGGGUGGCAAAAGCCCAAACAUCAUUUUCUCCGAUUGUGAUUUGGACUUUGCUGCUAAUCAGGCUCACUUUGGAUUAUUCUUCAACCAAGGUCAAACAUGCUGUGCAGGAUCUAGAGUUUUUGUUGAAGGAAAAAUUUAUGACGAUUUCAUCGCAAAAUCGAAAGAGUUGGCAGAAAAACGUGUGCUCGGUGAUCCAUUUGAUUUGAAGACAGAACAAGGUCCUCAGAUAGACGAUGCUCAGCUACAAACCAUUAUCCGAUAUGUGGAAUCUGGUAAGAAGCAGGGUGCUAAGCUCGUUUGCGGUGGAAAACAAUGGGGCGAUAAGGGAUUCUACUAUGAGCCAACCAUUUUCGCGGAUGUGAAAGACAAGAUGGUGAUUGCACAAGAAGAGAUAUUUGGACCAGUGAUGAGCGUGAUCAGAUUUGAUACGAUGAAGGACCUGGUUGAGAUAGCAAAUAAUACCAUAUAUGGUCUAGCUGCUGCAGUUGUGACAAAUGACAUUGAUAAAGCGCUUUAUGUUGCCAAUAAUAUACGAGCGGGUUCUGUAUGGGUAAACUGCUACGACGUAUUCGACGCGGGAGCGCCAUUUGGUGGUUACAAGCAAUCGGGUAUCGGUCGUGAGUUAGGAGAAUAUGGCCUUGAAGCAUACACGGAAGUCAAGACAGUAACGAUCAAAGUACCGCAGAAGAAUUCAUAGACAAUUUUCGAAGUUAUGAAAUCGUGUUUUGUUGGGUUAAAGUGAAAACAAAGUUUCUUGUAAGA
Cylicocyclus nassatus is the source of this 1625-nucleotide messenger RNA. NCBI's taxonomy places the organism in Eukaryota, Metazoa, Nematoda, Chromadorea, Rhabditida, Strongylidae. The record is from the annotation of a GenBank genome assembly.